Neurospora tetraspora is the source of this 594-nucleotide messenger RNA. RefSeq names its product dynactin subunit 5. NCBI's taxonomy places the organism in Eukaryota, Fungi, Ascomycota, Sordariomycetes, Sordariales, Sordariaceae. The record is from RefSeq and is a predicted model, not a curated record. Gene Ontology annotation, cellular component: dynactin complex. Bases 1 to 594 code for a protein of 197 amino acids. The transcript has 2 exons.
AUGUCGCGACGACCGCCCAGAGGAGAAUACAUCGAGACCGACACCGGCAACAAGGUCGCUCGCAAGGCCACUUUGGUCGGCACCCAAAACAUCAUGCUCGGCGGCAAGACAGUCAUCCAGCCCGACGUCAUGAUCAGAGGCGACCUCGCCAGGACGAUUCCACCAGCCCAGUCCGCGUCCGGCGGUCCAGCCAACAACACUGCCGUUGCAAUAGGCCGUUAUUGUUUCCUGAGCAAAGGUUGCAUUCUUCGUCCGCCGGGGAGGAUGUACAAGGGCGUCUUCACCUUCAUGCCCCUCCGCCUCGGCGACCAUGUCUUCGUCGGCCCCGGUACCGUCGUCCAAGCUGCUCAGAUCGGCAACCACGUCCAUAUCGGUGGUAAGGUCGUCGUUGGCGAGUUUGCCAUCAUCAAGGAUUAUGUUAAAGUCCUCGACGGCUCGGUUGUCCCUCCGAAUAUGGUCAUUCCCAGCUUCAGCAUCGUUGCUGGUCAGCCGGCGCGUAUCAUUGGCGAGAUUCCCGAGGGAGGAAUCGAGGCGUUCGAGCUGAGAGAUCUGUACAAGACGGUGGGAAAUAAUCCGCAGCCGACGGCGUCCUGA